Messenger RNA from Elephantulus edwardii (Cape elephant shrew), 567 nucleotides. RefSeq names its product ladybird homeobox 2 (gene LBX2). Gene Ontology annotation, molecular function: DNA binding. The record is from RefSeq and is a predicted model, not a curated record. NCBI's taxonomy places the organism in Eukaryota, Metazoa, Chordata, Mammalia, Macroscelidea, Macroscelididae. The transcript has 2 exons. Bases 1 to 567 code for a protein of 188 amino acids.
AUGAGUUCCGCAGCUGAGCCCCGGACGCCCCGGACACCCUUCAGCAUUGCAGACAUCUUGGGCCCGCGCAAGGUCCCCCGGACACAGCCAGAGCCGGGUGCUGGCCGGGCGUCGCCGCUGUGUGCGCUGGAGGAGAUGGCGAGCAAAAUCUUCUGCAGACUCGACGGGCGCGCCCCUCAGUCCCCUGAAGGCCGCGCCCCCGGCACGCUGAGAGCGGGCGCCGCGGGGCGCAGACGGCGCCGGGCGCGCACGGCGUUCACGGCGCAGCAGGUGCGGGAGCUGGAACAGCGCUUCGGGCUGCAGAAGUACCUGGCGCCGGCCGAGCGGGACGGCCUGGCGGCGCGCCUGGGCCUGGCCAACGCGCAGGUCGUCACGUGGUUCCAGAACCGGCGCGCCAAGCUCAAGCGGGACGUGGAGGAGAUGCGCGCGGACGUGGCCUCCUGGCGCGCGCUGCCCACGCGCACCGCGCGCCGCCUCCUGCUGCCCGGCGUGGCCCCGGACCCCCGCGCGGCCCCGCCAGACCCCGGGCCGCCCCUGUCGGACGAGGAGAUCCAGGUGGACGAUUGA